CAGAAGGCGGAGUUUAUUACUAGUGAGCACGGUGCAAAGCGUCGACUUGCAUCCUACGUCCAUCCAUCUCAUCCUCACACGGCGGCACAGUAUCCAUCUAUCCAUCCCAGGCAAGGUGCACCCGAGCGGGCAUUAGCGGAAGGAUGCUGGCAUGUACAGAGAUGAUCACCAUGUGUCUGCAGUCAGCCAAGCAGCAACAUCUCAGCAAGCAGCAGAAAGCUUGUGACCACAACCAUAACCACACUGCACCCCUUUUUCACGAUAUAUUCCGACGGGCUGACAAAAAUGAUGACGGGAAGCUGUCCUUGGAGGAGUUCCAGUCAUACUUCAGCGACGGCGUCCUCACAGAGGAGCAGAUGCAGGAGCUUUAUUAUUCAAUCGACAGGCAGCACACAGACAACAUGGACAUCGACAAACUCUCAGAGUACUUCAGUCCACAUGUGGGGGAGUACGUCAGUGUCCUGUCUGCUUUGGAAAAGUUGAAUGUGGCUAUUUUAAAGGCCAUGGAUAAAACUAAAGAGGAGUAUCAGGGCUCCUCAGUGCUGGGUCAGUUUGUGACACGCUUCCUGCUCAGGGAGACCUCCACCCAGCUGCAGUCCCUGCAGUCAUCAUUGGACUGUGCCAUGGAGGCUGUGCACGACCAAGGCUGCACUGGCAGGAGGACAGUGAAGAAACCAGAGAACCUGCCCAUCCAGAGGGUGACCAAACGUCCGGGCCGACGCAUCCAGAAGAACAUGUGUCUCUCCCCGACGGACCCUUACUCUGGCAUGCUGACCACAGGGGUCAGCGUGGAGUCAGAGUACCAUUGGGGCUCCCAGGUUGACCAGUUGGAGCAUCUCAUAGAUAAGCUGGACUGUGAGAGUCCACAUUUGGAACCUCUCAAAGAAGACACACUGGCAGGGACGUAUAAAUCGAACAUUCUUCUGGUCCAAAGACAAAUGUCAGUGAAGGAACAAGACGUAGAGAACUUUCAACAAGCUCUGAAGAUCUACAUAGAGGCCAGCACUGGACAACACGACAACCUGCACAUUUCAGUCCAGAACUUACCAGACAGAUCUUGCUUCAUCAUGUACGAAUUUUGGCAGGAUCGCCUCUCCUGGAUGAGCUUCCUGCAAUCGACCAUCAGUAAGACGUUCCAGCGCUGCAUCAUCGACUCACUGGAAGAGCCAGAGAUUGUCUCCACUAUGCUCCUCCCAGCUUCCUGGUGGAUUAUGAACAACAACUGACGGAGCAAAGCUGCUUUGGAUCAGCGCAGAUUUGAAGAGAAAAUGGGAUUUGUUUUUGUUGCUCUUUUCUUAAAGAUAUUCUCAUUUUCCUCAAGGCAUGUUGGCCAGAAUAUUUGUCGCAAAGCUUUGCUUCAAUGUAUAAAAUGAUGAAACCAAGCUUGAAUAGAAGAUAAUGCAAUACUUAAUUGAGAAAUCAGGAUGAAUAGUAAUAAUAUUGAUGGAGCACACCUCUUACUCUUAAUUUAUUAGAAGCACAAAACACUGACAAUAAUGCAUGAUUUCCUAUAGAUACUACUUUGUCAUUUUAUGUCAUGCUAAAAUAAGAAAUUCAACUUAAAGGCCUACUGAAAUGAGAUUUUCUUAUUUAAACGGGGAUAGCAGGUCUAUUCUAUGUGUCAUACUUGAUCAUUUCCCGAUAUUGCCACAUUUUUGCUGAAAGGAUUUAGUAGAGAACAUCGACGAUAAAGUUCGCAAAGUUUGGUGCUGAUAAAAAAGCCUUGCCUUUACCGGAAGUCGCAGACGAUGAGUAAGGGUGAGGGCUCCUCACGUCCUCACAUUGUUUUUAAUGGAAGCCUCCAGCAGCAAGAGCUAUUCGGACCGAGAAAACGACAAUUUCCCCAUUAAUUUGAGCGAGGAUGAAAGAUUCGUGGAUGAUGAUAUUGAUAGCGAAGGAAUAGAAAAAUAAAUAAAAAAUAAAAUAAAAUAAAACGCAACGGCUCCGGGCGGUGGCAGUGUGAGCGUUUCAGAUGUAAUUAGACACAUUUACUAGGAUAAUCCUGGAAGACCCCUUAUCUGCUUAUUGUUUUAAUAGUGUUUUAGUGAGAUUGUAAAGACAUACCUCGAGGUCGAAUGGCUGCGGUGAACACACAGUGUCUCAGAGAGAAGCCGAGGAGCCAAGCUCACAGCUGCCUUUUAAACAGCUACUGCAGGAGGACAAAUAAUCCAAGGAUGUCUCCGGUAAGAUAUAUAUCACAAUUUUCCCAUCCAAAAACAUGCUGGUUGACGUAGAGAAACAUGUUCGCUUGACCGCUCUGUGUUAAAAACAAAGAAACACCGGCUGUGUCUCGGUGCUAAAGACAGCUGCAAUCCACCGCUUUCCACCAACAGCAUUGUUCUUUAUAGUCUCCAUUAUUAAUUGAACAAAUUAAAAAAGAUUCAGCAACACAAAUGUCCAAAUUACUGUGUAAUUAUGCGAUGAAAAGAGACGACUUUCAGCUGUAACUGGUGCUGAGCUAAUAUUUCCUGACAGUCAGUGAUGUCACGCGCACACGUCAUCAUUCCGCCACGUUUUCAACAAGAAACUCCGUGGGAAAUUUAAAAUUGCAAUUUAGUAAACUAAACCAGCCGUAUUGGUAUGUGUUGCAAUGUUAAUAUUUCAUCAUUGAUAUAUAAACUAUCAGACUGCGUGGUCGGUAGUAGUGGGUUUCAGUAGGCCUUUAACUCCAAUUUUGAAUAUUAAUAAAAAUGAGUUAUUCUCAUUUCGUUUUGUCCAAGUUGUGAUCUUGUGUGCUACUAUUGCUAUCUAGCCUCUUUCUGCUAAUGGAUGAAAACAUCCUCGAGAUUAGACAAAAAAAUGUUACUGACAAUAAUGAUCCAUAUGUAAUUAUUUAUUCUCUUUUGUCACACUUGCACUUUAGGGGAAAAAACAUGGACUUAAUUGUUCAAACAGGUAGAUUUAAUGUAGAUUGUAAAUGUAUUUUAAGUGAGUUUCACUUUAAAUACAGCAACAUUAGCUGACAAUUAACACCUUAGUAACCAAAUAACAUAAAACUCAAAAGCCAGUGUUAUAACCAGUGGACACUCAAGUAGAUGUUUAUAUUUUGGAUGCAGAAAGUGUUGUGUGUAAUGACACUAGAGAAUACAAGUCUAUUGUGUAAUCAUCAAUGAAAGUAGUUCACAUAAGUCCAUGUACAGUUUGAUGGUUGCUACUACUUUAAUGUGAUGCGUGUUUACAGUCUGUGCAUGAUGUAUAAAUCAUAGAGAAAAUAUGUCAAGCUUUUUAAUUUAAUAUUUGAUCAAGAAUGUGAAAUUGUUCUGUGGAUGUUCUGUUUGUUUUUUGGCAUGAAAUAAAAUUAAUGACAUGCACAAAAUGUUGACAUACAUGCAUAAUGGACUAUUUGCAAACUUCCGAAAGAAGUGCAAACUUCCGAAAGAAGUGCACACAUAGCUUUCUCCUGGUAUUAAAGUAUUAACUGAA
This is a messenger RNA of Nerophis ophidion (straightnose pipefish), 3423 nucleotides long. Its product is annotated as N-terminal EF-hand calcium-binding protein 1-like. Gene Ontology annotation, molecular function: calcium ion binding. Gene Ontology annotation, biological process: regulation of amyloid precursor protein biosynthetic process. Gene Ontology annotation, cellular component: cytoplasm; Golgi cis cisterna; endoplasmic reticulum. NCBI's taxonomy places the organism in Eukaryota, Metazoa, Chordata, Actinopteri, Syngnathiformes, Syngnathidae. The coding region runs from base 144 to 1226 and encodes 360 amino acids. The record is from RefSeq and is a predicted model, not a curated record. The transcript is spliced from 12 exons.